Molecule: messenger RNA, 711 nt
Organism: Saccostrea echinata
Lineage: Eukaryota; Metazoa; Mollusca; Bivalvia; Ostreida; Ostreidae
Exons: 3
Coding region: 1-711 (236 amino acids)
Source: RefSeq, a predicted model, not a curated record
AUGGCAACAAACGUUGAUAAGACCUCUCCUAGCAAAGAUGUGUGUGUGCGGAAGUUCAAUAACGGCCUAGUAGAUAUGAAGGAGGUUUUACCAAGAUAUGCACCCGGAAAACGGAAUUACAGGGAAAGUCCUUCAAAGAGACGGCGACUACAGAACAGUCAGAAAGAGGAUACAGAAAAGUUUUGGCAGAACUAUCAGGUGACUGCUAAAGAAAACACACCUCCACCCGAAGAACAGCCAUAUUUCCGUUUAAAAACUGAAACGGUGGCGUUUUCAUCCAGUAGUGAAAAAUCACAUGGAAACCCUACACUGCCAAGAUCUAUUGACCAGCAAUUCCUCCCCAACAUCCCCAAGAAAGAAAAUAAUAUUCCAGACAUAUCCCCUGAAAACGAGUUUAAUCAGUCUCUUUCUGCAGACAGAGAAAUUUAUCUAGAUCCGAUGGAACUCUCAGUGGAUUCCGUACUUCCAUCUCAUUCAAAAUCUGGUACAAACAUGACAAAAGGUGCAUGUUUUAACGAACUUUCAGAAUACAAUCAGGAUAUGUCCAUGACCGAGGAAUUAAUGGAACAGGAUAUGCUGACACGAAUUAUCGACCACUCCCCCAGGAAGAACCUCCCCGAGAGAACAAAGACCACAUUUCUCUCCCUUCUGUGUUGUAUACUUCCUAACGAUGACCAUGUACUUACUAAUGUGUAUCGUCAUAAAAAAUAA